AUGGCUGUUGUCGACACGAUUGACCAUGUUCGUUCCGAUGUCAACUCUCCAUUGAGUGUUGAUACAGAACCCCGUGGUUUCGUGGCUGUCAACCACGCCUCUAGCAACGGGACCGAACCAUCCAGUCAUAAUUCAUCUCCUCAAGAUGAUCCUCGCAACAAACACGAUCGGAAUUCACUCAGUCCUGGCAGUCGGAUCUAUCACUUAAUACACAAUCAAGAAGAGCAAACCAAUCACCACAAGCGGAAGCGGUCCGAUUUGAGCGAUGAUUCGCAUUCCGAGAGCCCACGUACUUACGAGAACAGUCCGUCCAAACGGGUUGAGCCUCAGCAUGUGGCAGACCGAGCGCUUCGCGCAAUGAGCAACACAGAACAGAAUGGGACUGGUCAUUAUGGAAAUGGCCACUCAGUGGUCCCCAACGGUCACUCCUGGUCGCCGCACACCAGAACGAUACAGCCUCAUGGCCCUGCGAACGGGUCGCGUCCAACGACGUCAGAUGCUCAUUUGGCAGAAGCUCUUCAACGCGAAACACAGUCCCAAGACGACCUUGCCCGACAUUGGGAAACCCAGUCAAGUACGAAUGGCGAUAGUGGUCAUAACCUAUACGAUCAAGACUCCCCCAAUACCAUUACUGUGGCCGGGCCGAAGCGCAAGCGUAACUUUAGUAACCGAACAAAGACCGGCUGCAUGACCUGCAGGAAGCGAAAGAAGAAGUGCGAUGAAGCACGUCCUAAAUGCCAAAAUUGUGAGCGAGGAGGGUUUGAAUGCCAGGGCUACAAUCCGCCUAGCAUCGGAUCGCGUUGGCCAGCCAAGCCACCGCCCGUUAAGACCCCUGUAUUAUUGCAGUCAAAAGACGGCCACGGUGACGUGUCUGAACCCUCUUCGGCAUAUAAAGGCCCUAAUGAAGGCUCACCACACCCAAAACGCAAUCUUCCUCAAUAUGAAGGCGGUCAGAUGAGACCUCUUCCUAUUGAUGACCAUGAUAGCCACCGCCAACAACAACAACAGUAUGCCACUAGUCCGCCUCAAAAUGAAGCCCGGGGUAGGCCACCUUAUCCUAGCCCACAACAAUGGUCUUCGCACCAAACUUCGUCGACAUAUAGUUCAGAACAUCUUCCUCCUCUUUCGGAAAUCACUCGAUCAGAGGGAACUUCGAAUCCUCCUCCAAGAGAAAUGACAAGACCUUCGACCCAAGGUGCACAUCACCCACCUCCAUCAACUUCUGCUCCUCCACCUCAUCCGCCUGGCCCACCUGGUUCAAAUCAACAAUUGCAUCCUCCCCACCAAGGCACUGGGAACCCCUCGCCACUACAAGCACCAUCUCGCCCACCGUUGGGUUCUCACGAAGUCAACCUCUAUCACCCGCGCGAUCAGCACCAUCAUCCAGGCUCUUCAGGCCCACCGGGUCCUCCGGGUCCUUCAGGUCCUCCAGGACACCAAGGUCCACCCCAAGGCCCUCCUCCUUCUCAGUAUCAAUAUGCUCCAAGUCCAUCACAAUCUGAAUAUCGGCCUCCGUAUUUACCCCAACCUGAGCACCAUACUCCGACAACUCAUGUGAGAAUGACUUCAAUGGGAUAUGACCCGCAUAAGGUUUCUGGAGCCAAGACAUUCAACAAAGAAGACGUGGAACGAUCCAAAAUGUUGCGAGGGAGCACUUACAAUCAUUUCGAUUCUACCUUACAGAACGAACGGAAAAGGUGUGAGCUGGCUCUUGAUAAGUUCAAUAAGGCGUCCAAGCUUCACAGUGGAGUUAGUGAGGCGGAGACUCGCAACAUCCUGCUCAAAGUCUUUGACCCUACCGAAGACGAUACCCAUAAGUUUCUCGCCGUUCCCCAGGAAAAAGGAUCUUUGGGCAAAGGAGUCAGAAUCGAAGCUCCCUUUACUUGUACUUACGGAUACAACAUCAAGACCAUGGAUAGUGUGUUUAUUGGUAAGAACUGUGUAAUUGACGAUGCUGGUAAAGUCGACAUCGGGCCUCGUACCUGGAUUGGACCCAAUGUGCAUAUCAUGACGACCGAUGUGAUGAAGGACAUUCAGGAUCGCAAAGGUGCUGGAGGAGGGUGGAUAGCAAAUGGAGUGACGAUCGCAUCAGAAGUGGUCAUUGGAGCCAACGCAGUCAUCUACCCAGGUGUUACUCUGGAGCGAGGCUCAACAGUCGAGCCGUUUGCUGUGGUGAAAGAAAAUCUCCCAGCAUUCACCACGCAGUACGCGCCUGUGGGCAAGCGUAGUGCAUGA
Messenger RNA from Exophiala bonariae, 2235 nucleotides. RefSeq lists its product as uncharacterized. The transcript is spliced from 3 exons. Bases 1 to 2235 code for a protein of 744 amino acids. Gene Ontology annotation, molecular function: DNA-binding transcription factor activity, RNA polymerase II-specific; acetyltransferase activity; zinc ion binding. Lineage: Eukaryota; Fungi; Ascomycota; Eurotiomycetes; Chaetothyriales; Herpotrichiellaceae. Gene Ontology annotation, biological process: regulation of DNA-templated transcription. The record is from RefSeq and is a predicted model, not a curated record.